Molecule: messenger RNA, 3711 nt
Organism: Penaeus indicus
Lineage: Eukaryota; Metazoa; Arthropoda; Malacostraca; Decapoda; Penaeidae
Product: early growth response protein 1-like
Exons: 2
Coding region: 232-2235 (667 amino acids)
Biological process (GO): regulation of transcription by RNA polymerase II
Molecular function (GO): RNA polymerase II cis-regulatory region sequence-specific DNA binding; DNA-binding transcription factor activity, RNA polymerase II-specific
Source: RefSeq, a predicted model, not a curated record
GGGCGGCCGGACGCGCGAGCUGGUUAGUGAGUAUCGUGGCAGUGCUGAGGUAGGAGGUUCAGCUAGCUCGCAGCCUUGGCUCCACUGGCAGACUCGUGGUCGCUUGGGGCUUUACAGUGCCUCUCGCGCGUGCCACCAUCAACCAUAUCAGGCUCUGGGUCGUCUAACCCACAGCCUGACGACUCCCCACCAUCACAUAUUUCAAGUGAGGACGACUUAAACUUUGCCACGAUGAUUAUGGACGGAAUUGACCCAAUUUCUGCUACAACCAUGGCAGACUCUUCAGCUGUGUCGUUCAGUUUGAUGGGCUUCGAUGCCUUAGUCAAGAACAGUGACUGUAUUCCAUCGCCGUUACCUACGGCGUCAGUUUUCGACCGCUCCACCGAGGACUGCCUCAACACUCCAGUUACCGUAACGGAGAUGCCCUCCUUCUUCGGGCCAACAGAACCACUCCCGGACCCGCCCACAAUGACAGCCUCGGUGGGGAGCGCGGAGGAACAGCGCAGCCCUGCCAGCGAGGGGGACCCCGCGUCCCCUGCCUCCCUGCACCCCAGCCAGCCCCAGGACCCCCAGCACCUCCACCCGACCCCGACCUCAACGCCAUUACAACAAGAGGCUGUGAAGCAGGAGGUGCAGGAGGUGGCCGGGAGCCCCAGCGCUGCCUCCCCAGGGGUGGCGGGCAGCCCCUGCGGCUCCCCUGACGCCGCCAUGUUCCCGCAUCAGGCGGCGGCUGCGGCAGGUGGCGGCGCUCAGAGCAGCGACAGUCAGAAGCUGCAGUACCGCGGCUCCUUCACCACGGCGCCGCCCGCAGCCUCCUUGGCGGGCCCUCAGGUCACCACGCCCUCGCCCACCGCGCUGAACGCCUGGAUCUUCCCGAACUCUCCCUUCCUCGGGUUCCUGCACCAGCCUGCGGGCGGAAGCCAGCAGGUACUGCCGGACCCCGCCGCCUCAGUGUCUGGGGGCUUCCCCACCGGCGGCUACGACGAUCGCCUACCGGCCCUCACGCUCUCCACCACAGACCUCCUCCUGCCCUUCGACACACAAGCCGGGGCGCUCAAACAGCCUCCCACCUACUCCACGUGUUCCUCGGCCUCCGUCGUCACCACCUCCUCCCUCACAGGCGCGCAGCUACAGCAACAGCAGCAGCCGCAACUACCAAUCCCAUCCACGCCGCAACAGCAACCACAACAACAGCAACCUCAGCAACAGCAACCACAACCACAGCAACCUCAGCAACAACCACAGCCGCAACCACAGCAGCAGCAACAACAACAGCAGCAGCAACAACAGCAGCAACAGCAGCAGCAGCAGCAGCAACAGCAGCAGCAGCAACAACAGCAGCAGCAACAGCAACAACAGCAGCAGCAGUUAGCCAACGUCGGCCAAGCAGGAGUGGCGCACGUUCACUUCAGCCGAGGCAUGGUGGGCAAUGUGGGCGGCGUGGGCAACAAGUUCCAGUACUCGGGCUUUACCGCGGAGGUGACUUACGGCGUGACGGGCAGCCUCGGGGAACCAGUAGCGGGCCCGUCGGGCGUGUCGGGAGUGGUCGUGCCCAAACAGGAGCCGCUGUACCAGGACUCCGCUAACCUGGCCGAGUACAACCAGUCCACGAGUAAAGGACAUGAAAUCCUCUCCCAGGUGUACCAACAGAGCCCGCUCCCCCUCAAGCUGCUCCCGGUCAAACCGCGGAAGUACCCCAAUAGACCGAGUAAAACGCCGGUGCACGAGCGCCCCUACGCGUGCCCCGUCGAGAACUGCGACAGACGGUUUUCCCGGUCGGACGAGCUGACGCGGCACAUCCGAAUCCACACGGGCCAGAAGCCCUUCCAGUGCCGGAUCUGCAUGCGGUCGUUCUCCCGCUCGGACCACCUCACCACGCACAUUCGCACGCACACCGGCGAGAAGCCGUUUUCUUGUGAUGUCUGUUCCAGAAAGUUCGCGCGGUCCGACGAAAAGAAAAGACACGCGAAAGUUCAUCUUAAACAGAAGCUCAAAAAGGUUAGUGGCAGCUCCCCGAGCGCGACGGCCCCGACCGCCCCAGCCACGACCACGAGCGGAGUGUCCCUCUCUGCGGCGGGCACCAGCACGCAGCAGCAGCAGCAGCCCCAAGCCCACCUACAGCAGGCCCCCGGCCAGCAACAGCAGCAGCAGCAACAACAGACUGGGCAGCACCAACAGCAGCUGGUGUCGUCGGGAGUUGUUGGCGCCGGCGGGGUGGUGGUGACGACGGUGUAGGCCCCCCACCGCCCCCGGAGCUCUUCCUAAGCUCUCCUACUCCAUUAAGACAUUUUUUACAAGCUUUAACUAAGCUUUAUGGGCGGGGCCAGACACUGCGAUUCCCUGCGCUGGGCGGCAGACGGCAGCGGCAGCCUCUUCUCUCUCACCGCGCCCAUUAUUAACUCUUACCAUUAACCCAUAACUACGGUAACCUCGGGGGCGCCGCGCCACCGCCGGGCGGGAACCUGUGAUAAGGCCUCGCCGUCACCAAUAUUUUUAUAUGUUGAAGUGUGGCAGUGACCGGCCGUGACCUCUGCAGUGUGUGCGGCCGUGACCUCAGAAGUGUGGCAGUGACUGGUGAAGUGUAUCAAAGAUAGGUCGCGCAGCAGUGUCAUGAUCUACGCCACUAAGUCAGUUCUUUAUUUUGGUCUCAUAACUGAGCAUCGCCUUGCGCAGCCUAGCACUGGCGUCUUGUGUCCCUGUGCCAUCAUCAGUGUCAAAUUUUGCCGUGCCAUACCUGACCUUGUACAGUGCCAGUGCCACCAUUCCCGGAGCUUGUGGUCAUGCCAACAGUCCUCCCACGGAUGUUACGGGCUUUGGCGUCACUGUUGAGACCAUGACGUCUCUAGCUUGUCGGCGAUGUCACUGCUGGUAACGUUGGUGUGGCUGACUGUGACAACUCUGACCGAGCAGCGGCGUCGAUGAUCAGACAGUGACGUUUGCUGAUCAAGAAGUGGCGUCACUGAUCAAGUUGUGACGUCACUGAUCAGGCUGUGACGUCACUGAUCAGGCUAUGGCGUCUCUGAUCAGGUUAUGACGUCAUUGAUCAUGUUUUGGCGCCAUAGAUCAUUCAGUCUGUGGCGCCGCUGGUCAGGCUGUGACGUCACUUGAUCAGGCUGUGACGUCACUGAUCAGGCUGUGCUCCUCACUUGUUGUUUUCUAAUAUUUGGAAUGCCAUGUGAUGUUAGAUUGUGAUUUAUGUUGAUUAUUGUGAUCUGUAGCUGUCGACUUUUAUUUAUAUUUUUCUACGUGAAUUUUACGUCCGGAAAUAAGAGAAUAUUGAAAAAAGAGUCCUGGAACUGAUUGCCUUUUCCCACUCUCUUACUGUGUCUCUCACUUUCUCUCCCACUUUCCUUCAUAAGCAGACCGUUUCUCCCUCGGGUAAACUGUCCUCGCCACUGAUUUAAAAAAAAUAUAAAACGUUUCUCUACUAAAUACGAUAAGACUCUGGAUCAGACUCUCUCUCUCUCUCUCUCUUCCUCUCUCUUUCUUUCUCCCUCUCUCCCUCUCUCCCUCCCUUCCUCCAUCUCUCUCUCUCUCUCUUCCCCUGUAUCACGACUGUCCCCCCACCCCCCUGGGUAGCUCUUAAUACCGCCGAGACAAGAGACUGUCACGGCGGGUCAAAGUUGGUGACGAGCUGGAGCCGUGGCGAGCGUGGCGACGUGGGGACUGUCCUCUCUCACCUCCUGCCUCCUAUUUUUUUUUUUUUUUUUA